AUGAAAACGGGCCUUCAACCGAAACGUGCAAGAAAAGCUCAAGUGUUGCGCGAGAAUCGAACCGCAAGACUUGCAGAGCUAUUGGAUCGCAUUCUGGAUGCCACGACUCUAUCAAGUAAUGACAUGAAAACGUUGCGUGACGGGCAGGGCUUUAGCACCCCUCCACGACUUGCCCUGGCGUAUUUUCACUGUUGCGCUCAGCAUCCUGACGCUUUCGCUCACAACGAUGAACACUUAAGACCUCCCAAUGGUAACCCCGGAGAACGGGGUAGUGAGCGGAACGGCCGUACUUCAGAAGCCCAGCCUACUGUGGAAGAUCGGCUUCUAAGGGUUUUAGACGACCCACCAGGCCAAGAAGAAGCUAUUCGGUGCCAACAAUCCGUGCAGCAAGAUAUACCGGGGGAUAUUGCUGCUUGUGCAUUGUGCUGCGAAAUCAUCACGAAUACAGAGUCCUGCGCCAUGCGAAUGAAGCUGUCGGAGCUGCCAGUAACGUUUAAGGCAACGCCACAAGAACGCAAAGAGUGGUAUGGUGGAGUUCCUGAUGGUAUCUUGAACGAGUAUUGCCAAGUUGUCGUGAGCAAUGGGAACCUGCUCUACAUAAAUCCGGAUCUGGUAGUUUGUGAUGAUGAGGUUGUGCUAUGCAAGACGCGCGCAGUAAAUCCGCGGAGCUCGCCAUUUAGUAUCGCUUGUGGUCAUGACUAUGGUAGAAGUGGUAAUCUUCCUCAGCUCAACGAAGUUGCAACCAAUUGCAUAUCUCCAGUCCGCCGCUUUUGGGUCUGGCAAGCACAUGACAGGGCACAUUAUUUGCUUUCCGUCGAAUGGUCCUAG
Phytophthora sojae is the source of this 828-nucleotide messenger RNA. RefSeq lists its product as hypothetical. The record is from RefSeq and is a predicted model, not a curated record. NCBI's taxonomy places the organism in Eukaryota, Oomycota, Peronosporomycetes, Peronosporales, Peronosporaceae. Bases 1 to 828 code for a protein of 275 amino acids. The transcript has a single exon.